Messenger RNA from Dendrobium catenatum, 2406 nucleotides. RefSeq lists its product as uncharacterized. Bases 1 to 2406 code for a protein of 801 amino acids. The transcript has 9 exons. Gene Ontology annotation, molecular function: hydrolase activity, acting on ester bonds. Lineage: Eukaryota; Viridiplantae; Streptophyta; Magnoliopsida; Asparagales; Orchidaceae. The record is from RefSeq and is a predicted model, not a curated record.
AUGAUGACCGGAUUUGUAACCGGCGGCGUUCCGGCCAUCACGCCGUCGGUUAAUUUACCGACGGCUAACCGGCAGUCACCUUACCGACGGUCUGUCGUUACGAAACCCCCGGCCAUGAAGCUCACACUCCUCUCCUUCUUCAUCAUCUCAUUCUUCCACUUUUCCCACUCCUCACCACAAAAAUUCACCUCCAUUUUCAGCUUCGGCAACUCCCUCGCCGACACAGGCAACUUUCUCAUCUCAGGCGCCGUCGCCUUCCCCUACGUCGGUCAUCUCCCUUAUGGCAUUACCUACUUCCACCACCCCACCGGCCGUUUCUCCGACGGCCGUCUUGUCGUAGACUUCAUUGCUGAGUCCCAAGAUCUUCCACUUCUCCCACCAUACUUGGCUAAGUUGGCUUCGCAUGAAAACUUCCGGCAAGGGGCAAACUUCGCCGUCGCUGGCGCAACAGCUUUGGACCCUGCAUUUUUCCAAGAAAUAGGCGUCAGCCUCUGGACAAAUUACUCCCUAAGCACCCAACUCCGGUGGUUCGACGAGCUGAAACCUUCUCUUUGCAAAACUCCCCAAGAAUGCAGCGAAUACUUUAAGAAAUCACUCUUCCUUGUCGGAGAAAUAGGUGGAAACGACUACAAUUUCCCCCUUGUGGCGGGUAAGAGUUUAGCGGAGGUAACUUCCUUUGUGCCCAAAGUGGUGCAGACUAUUGCGGAAGCCAUUGAGAGGUUGAUAGAAAGAGGGGCUGUGAACCUGUUGGUGCCGGGGAACUUGCCAAUAGGGUGCUCGACGCUGUACCUUACGCUGUUUGCCACAUUUGACAAGGAGGAUUAUGAUGACCGGAAUUGGUGUUUGAAAAAGCUGAACAACUUUGCAAGGUAUCACAAUGAACUUCUGAAAUCGGCCAUUGAGCAGCUGAGGAGAAAGCACCCGGAAGCAAGAAUCAUAUAUGCGGAUUACUACGGCGCGAUUCUACGAUUUGCACAUUCACCACGCCAUUUUGGUUUUUAUAGUGGGACCCAAGAAGCAUGUUGUGGAAGUGGGGGCCUAUAUAAUUUCAACCUAACGGCUCCUUGUGGAAGUGUAGGAUCCCAUCUAUGCGAAGACCCCUCAACUUACCUUAGUUGGGAUGGCAUUCACCUCACUGAAGCUGCCUAUCACCAAAUUGCUAAUGGCUUGUUGGAUGGCUUCUUCACUGAUCUCGUUGCUAAUAAGGUUGUUAUUAAUUCUAAACUGAUUAUCUCUUCUUCUCUUAUUGAGGCUGAGCGAGUGCUCUCUGUUGAACCCAUUUCUUCACCUACUGCUUUGUGUGUGGAGCCUAUGGUUCAGUUGGUCAAUGUGGAUUCCCUUCCGUCUAUUUUAGUUGAUGAAAAUGUUGUUAUUGAUGUGGAUAAUGAAGAGAAUAUUUUGGGUGGUAAGGUUAAUGGUGCUGAUGUUAUUGAUGUUUUAUCCCCCAACGCUUUACCUUUUGUCCCUCAAGGAUUUAAUUUGGCCACUUUAGAUCCUAUUGAUGUCUCCCCUCAUCCUUGUUUUAGUGAUGAUGGUCAUGUUUGUGCUAGUCCCUUGUUGUCGGUGGUGUCUGCCCCGGCUGUUUUGGGUGAUAUUUCUUUAAAUCAUGUUGUUUUAGAUUGCCUAACUGAAUCUGCUCUUCCUUCUGAGAAUUUGGGUGCGGGUGGUGGUGAGGUUUUUGCUACCUCCAGCUUGCCUCCUAUUGUGAACGAUUGUUUAGUUAAUAACAACUUUAUGGAUGUACCUGUUAUAUUAAUUGAUCCUCCAAGCUUAGUGUAUAAUGUGGGGGACAAUUCAGGAUUGGAUGCUCGUGUUCAAUUGGAUUGGCUUCAGGGUGCGUCAGAUAUUCUGAUUCAGAUUCUGUUUCUUUGGAAUCAUCUAGGGAUGAGGUUGCUGGCAAUUCUUUUGCCGUGUUGCGUGAUUUACCACUUGUUUUUGGUGCCUCUCGUGGUAGAGCUCGUGGGAGGGGUAGACGUCGUCGGGGUUGAUUUACUUGCUGGUGAUGCCUUCUUGUUUUAUUUGGAAGGCCUUUUGCAAAUGCAAAUAGCCCUAAGGAUCUAUUUGGGGAUAAAUAAUUCUUUACAGACGUCAGACACUGUUCAGAGGCCAACAAGAACACGCCACAUUACUUUUUUGCUUGGUUUCGGUGCUGGGUACCAUGAUGUGGCGCCUUCUGGUUGCCCUUCGGACAGUUUUUACAGUGGGACCCAAAAAGCAUGUUGUGGAAGUGGGGGCCAAUAUAAUUUCAACCUAACGGCUCCUUGUGGAAGUGAAGGAUCCCAUGUAUGCAAAGACCCCUCGACUUACCUUAGUUGGGAUGGGCUUCACCUCACUGAAGCUGCCUAUCACCAUAUUGCUAAUGGCUUGUUGGAUGGCUCCUUCACUGAUCUCCCUCUUAUUAUCUGA